AUGGGAGAGAGAGCGUCUGGCGAUUCAGGAGAGAAGGGAGCUAUGGUUGUGGAGGAUGAUGAUGGAGGUGCUCGGGAAGCCCUGGAUCGUGGUCCAGAAGGUCCUUCACAGGUAGGGGGUAAACGACGAGUGGUGAUCUCUCAGAGAGACUAUGAAUCGAAGAGACAAAACUUCCGUUUUGCCUUAAUCGGAAGGGUUAACUUCCAUUUGAUCUCCUUGGAUGCCUUGAGAAGGGAGGCUCGGGAAAAAUGGAACCUAAGUCAAGGGGUGCUAAUGCAUCCGUUGGGAAAAGGAUAUGUUAUCUUUCAAUUUCAAUGUGAGGGCGACAAGGCAGCAAUGUGGCAAAGAUCACCCCUUAGGGUUGGUGAUCAGGUUAUUCAAUUUCAACAUUGGAAGCCUGAUUUCAAUAUCCAUGAGAAGCAAUUCUUUACAAAACUUGUAUGGAUACGUUUUCCAGAUCUAUCGCUAGAAUAUUGGCACGAAAACGUCUUAUUAUCUAUUGCAAAGGCAGUAGGGCGCCCUGUUGCCUUAGACAGACGAACAAGACAAGGCCUUCUCAGCUAUUUUGCAAGGGUGCUAGUGGAGAUUGACAUUUCUGACUUGGCAGUGAGGGUGGAGGAAGUCCAGGUCAAGAGAUUUGAACCAGGCACCUCUCAGGUGUUGAAGAAAGUGGAUGACGAAAAGCAGUGUGCAGCUAAGAAAUUGGCUGAGGUUCCAGGGGCGGUAUACGUUGAAGAAGACAGAGUUGACUCAACCACGGCCAACUCGGUGGGUCGGCUCUCUCCUAUUUUGGAAGGAAAUCAACAAGAGCGUUCUCAACAAUCUCCUCAUAAUGGAAAGGAUGAGAAUGGUAUCACUCUUUCCGUGAAUAACUCUCCCCAAUUUCCUAAUAUGGAAGAAGGAGAAAUUCAAAUUGAUUUGGACUCUACCGUUUCAAAUCUCCCCAAUUUAGUAAAGAAUGGAUUGGCACAAGAGGAUGUGGAUAUGAACAAUUAUGUGAGUCAGCAUGAUGUGGACCGGUCUAGCUCUGAGACCGGCUCAGAAUAUGGGUCUCUCUCAAACCAAGAUGAUGAAGAGGAGGGUGAAUUGAACCAAAAUGGGAACCCGCCUAUCUCUAACAAAAUACAAAAACAGAACCAGGAGGAUUUGACUCACGCUCUCCCUAUGGACCCUGUGUGUCUUUCCUCACGUCCCAAGAGGACGGGAAGGAGGGAAGCAGCGACAUUGGAUGUUACAGUGGUGGAUGAUGCGGUGGCUGCUCUCGAGAAAGGCACAGAAGUGGGAGAAAAAAGGAGAAGAAAGAAAAAGCAGAGCGGUCAGGCUUCAAAUCCUGACAAAGGUGCUCUGUUCUGGAACAUUCGGGGUGUCUGA
Macadamia integrifolia is the source of this 1371-nucleotide messenger RNA. RefSeq lists its product as uncharacterized. The transcript is spliced from 4 exons. Lineage: Eukaryota; Viridiplantae; Streptophyta; Magnoliopsida; Proteales; Proteaceae. The record is from RefSeq and is a predicted model, not a curated record. Bases 1 to 1371 code for a protein of 456 amino acids.